Messenger RNA from Chaetomium strumarium, 2748 nucleotides. RefSeq lists its product as uncharacterized. Gene Ontology annotation, cellular component: aminoacyl-tRNA synthetase multienzyme complex; cytosol; cytoplasm. The coding region runs from base 1 to 2748 and encodes 915 amino acids. Lineage: Eukaryota; Fungi; Ascomycota; Sordariomycetes; Sordariales; Chaetomiaceae. The transcript is spliced from 2 exons. The record is from RefSeq and is a predicted model, not a curated record. Gene Ontology annotation, biological process: aspartyl-tRNA aminoacylation. Gene Ontology annotation, molecular function: RNA binding; ATP binding; aspartate-tRNA ligase activity.
AUGUCGCCGGGCGGACUCAGGAAGCCACUUUUGGCUCUCAAUCGCAUUAUCGGGCACACAUCGGCUAAGAACCACAUCACUAAAAUCCAUAUCGGCAACAUUGCCGCCCUCGACGACGACCACAAGCAUGAGAGACAGCUGAAGAAGGCGCAAGAGGAGCGCAUCAAGGAGGAUGAACGCGAACAACAGAGGCGAUCGUUCCAACAGCGGCGACAGGAGGAGGAAGAGAAGGCGCGCCAGCAAGACCCGCCCGAGAUUGCCGCACGCUACGGCACCAGGACGGGCGACGUGCUCGCCAAGACAGAGUCGAUACAGAAGGUGGCCGCAGAUCCCAGCAAUGCCGGCAUGCAGGUCAGCUUCAUCGCCCGCAUCCACCAUGUGCGGCCGCUGAGCUCCAAGCUGGCCUUCGUCAUUUUCCGCGACCAGAUCGAGCUAGUGCAGGGCGUGCUAUCCUACCGCGAAGGCGAGAUCUCGGAGAACUUUGUGCGGUGGGCCGAGCAUCUGAACAGCGAAUCGUUUGUUCAUGUUCAGGGGAAGUUACAGACGCCGCCGGAGCCGGUCAAGGGCUGCUCCAUCCACGAGCUGGAAGUGGUGAUCGACUCGAUGCAUGUCGUAGUGCCUGUGAAGGAACACCUGCCCGUCGACCCGUUCGGCAUCGAUCGUGUCGAACAGGACGAGAACACGCACCAGCUCGAGGCGCUGGCAUCAACCAGGGUCCGGGUUUCGAACCGGCUCGCUUACCUGCGGACACCCACUGCGCAAUCGAUCUUCCGCAUCAACUCGGCCAUCUGCAGCAUAUUCCGCUCCGUGCUCGAGAGCCACAACUUCAUGGAGAUCCACACCCCCAAGCUCAUGCCCGGGGCAACCGAGUCGGGGGCUGAAGUCUUCCGAGUUAACUACUUCGGACGCACUGCCUUCCUUGCCCAAAGCCCGCAGCUGAGCAAGCAGUUGAGCAUCUCGGCUGACUUCGGUCGCGUGUUCGAAGUCGGUCCGGUCUUCCGUGCCGAGGACAGCAACACCCACCGUCACUUGACCGAGUACACUGGGUUGGAUAUCGAGAUGUCCAUCAACAGUGAUUAUCACGAGGCAAUGCACGUCAUCGACGAGUUGAUGAAGAGCAUAUUUAAGGGCGUGUACAGCCGCUGCCGGAGAGAGAUCGACAUUGUCAAGUCACGCUUCCCCCACGAAGACCUCGUCUGGCUGGACCAGACACCGAUCCUGACAUUCAGGGAGGCAGUUGAUCUGCUGAAUUCGUCGGGCUGGACCGAUGACCACGGCCGCAAGGCGUCUGAGCUUGAGGAUUUGAGCACACGCGCCGAGAUCCGGAUCGGCGAGUUGGUUAAGGAGAAGUACGGCACCGACUACUACAUCAUUGACAAGUUCCCCGCGUCCGCGCGGCCGUUCUAUACCUACCUCGACCCCAAAGACCAGAGGUUUACCAACUCGUUCGACAUCUUCCUCCGCGGCCAGGAGAUCACAACGGGCGGUCAGCGUAUUCACAGGCCAGAGCUACUGCUCGAGCGGAUGAAGAAGGCCGGCGUCGAGCCCAGCGGCGUGGAGGAGUAUCUGCAAGGGUUCGAGUUCGGUGUUCUGCCUCACGCAGGGUGCGGCAUCGGCCUCGAGCGCCUGGUGUUCCUCCUGCUGAACUUGGGCGACAUUCGGAACGCCUCCCUGUUCCCCCGCGAUCCCAAGUCCCUGCCGGAGCACAAGCAAGCUGCCGUGAGGCUCCCCCAUCCAGAGGCCGACACCAUCCGGUACGCCUACGACUUCCAACAAGGCUACAACCCCGAGCUGCCGCCGGUCGAGAAGCUCAUCGCCAACUACGGCGACGCCACCAACACCUCGUGGCUCGACGACCGCUACAAGGUCUGGCGACACGAGGAAACCGGGGCGGCGGUCGGGUACGCCGAGGAGAACGGCUACGCGCUGGUGAUGGGCAACCCGCUGUGCGACUCACGCCAGUACCAGCCCGUGAUCCGCGCCUUCCUGAAGAGCAUGCGCAAGCAAAAGGACCUGCGCCCACUCUGGCUGCUCGUCGGCCCGGAGGUCGAGGAUAUCCUGGGUUCCAAGCUGGGUUGGCGCACGCUCAGCUGCGUCGCCGAGGAGCGCGUGCCGAUCGAGUCGGCCAAGAAGGUGGCCAAGAAGGAGCGGCAGGCCGAGGACGCGGGCGUGACCAUCCACGAGCUGCCGGCCGACCAGCUGCCCUCGCAGGAAUUUCGCGAGCGCGUCGACAAGAAGGUCGAGGCGUGGAAGGCCAACCGCAAGGGCAGCAAGCAGGUGCACAUCACGGAUGUGCGCCCCUGGGUGGACAUGGAGCACCGCCGGUACUUGUGGGCCGAGACCAAGGAGGGCGAGGUCGCGGCGAUUUGCAUCUUGCACCGCCUCUCGCCGGCGAACGGCUACCAGAUCAAGUUUGCGCUCGAUUUUCCCGGUUCGCCCAACGGUACCAUCGAGGCCCUGAUCUCGGCCGCCAUCCAGAGCCUAGCCAAGGCCGGCGUGCAGAAUGUUACCUUUGGUGCCGGCGCCCUGCCGGAGAUGGUUACGGGUGGUAACUUGGAUGGCAUCAGGGCUCGUAUUCUGAGCAAGACGUACAAGACGAUUGCGCAGCAGCUCAAAUUGAUCAACAAGAGCGAGUUCCGGGAGAAGUUUGGCACGCGCAAUGACUUGGUUUAUAUUUGCUAUCCGUUUAUGGGUCUCGGCGUCUCCGGCGCAAGGACGCUCAUCAAGUUCUUUGAAGAUGAGAUGUAG